This is a messenger RNA of Dichotomopilus funicola, 315 nucleotides long. RefSeq lists its product as uncharacterized. The transcript has 4 exons. The record is from RefSeq and is a predicted model, not a curated record. Gene Ontology annotation, biological process: mitochondrial respiratory chain complex IV assembly. Lineage: Eukaryota; Fungi; Ascomycota; Sordariomycetes; Sordariales; Chaetomiaceae. The coding region runs from base 1 to 315 and encodes 104 amino acids. Gene Ontology annotation, cellular component: mitochondrial intermembrane space.
AUGAGCACAUUCGGAAGUCCAGGACCAUUGCCCUCGACAAAGCCUGUCCCACCACAGAGGGGAAGCUUCCCACUGGAUCAUGAUGGAGAGUGCAAACAUAUCAUGACGGCCUACAUCGACUGUAUCAAGAAGGUCAAAGGGAUGAAUGAGGACGAGUGUCGAAUGCUGGCUAAGUCCUACCUGGGCUGCCGAAUGGACCGCAACCUGAUGGCGAAGGACAGUUUCAAAAAUUUGGGGUUCAAGGAGAAGCCCAAAACACCUGGCGGCCACGGCGGCCGGCAGGAAACGGGGGUUAAAGGGGAACUCCGGUGGUGA